AACAAGUUGCCCAGUAUAGACCUGUGCCUGAUUUUCCCACCCUAAAACUUCAUCACAAUCCUAUAAGCUGCUGAUCGAUCUGGAGAUGGCAGAGGCCCAGGAGCUGGCGAAAGCUGCAGAGGAGCCGAGAACACUCCCUAGAUUGGAAUUUUACUGUCCAGUGUUACUUCUCGGACUUUGAAUGUCUUGUGGGCAACAUCGUCGGAAAGGCCUGACCUACACUAGACCCACUGAAUGUGUCCCCCAGUUAUGGCUGGAAGAUGUGCGCCUGACUGGAGUUGAAGCAAAAUCCACGGAGACAAAAUGGUGGCAAUUCUGGAGAAGUAAGGGUGCUCUCUCUCCAGUCCCAGCUGCCCUUGUGAGCAACCUGGAGAGAAAAAUGGAGGAGCCCAAUAUACCACAUUCUGAACCAGGGCAAGGUUUGGUGACCGGAGCAGGAAAAUCUCCACGGGCCAUUCAGGCUGGAACCAUCGGUGAGUUUCUGAGGUGGGUCACACCGCACCAAGGUAGGCCUGAGAGACAGGAGGGAAUUCCAUCACACGGUGAGGCCCAGUGGCAGGAAAUCCUGAAGACAGUCCAGUCUUCUCAUUCGGGAUGGACAAGUUCUCAGUUGCCAGAUCUGCCUCCAUGGGAUGACCUCUCAACGUUUGAGAGGGCGGCUGAUGCCUGCCAGUGGUCCCGAGGAGAAGGCAUGGCCAGACUUGUGCCGAAUCUCAGUGGAGAAGGCCACUUUACCAGCCUGGAGGCCAGAGACAGGGGAGACUACGGGAAGAUGAAGGCCACCGCCCUCCAAGGGGAUGGCAUGAGUGCUGAGACACAGCGCCAAUGCUUCCGCCAGUUCCGCUACCAGGAAACCGAGGGGCCCCGGGAGGUGUGUAGCCGGUUGCGGGAGCUCUGCCAUCGCUGGUUGGAGCCAGAGACGCGCACCAAGGAGCAGAUCCUAGAGAUGUUGAUCCUGGAACAAUUCUUGACGAUCCUGCCGAAGGAAAUCCAGACCCAAGUCCGAGAACGUGGUCCAGAAACCUGUGCUCAGGCGGUGGCCCUGGCAGAGGGGUUUCUAUUGAGGCAGCGAGAAGCGGGGAAACAGGAACAGCAGGUCACGACGUCGCUGCGAGGCGGGACCACGAACUGCUCUGAGUCGGCGCGUCCUCCAGCAAAUGUCCGGCCGAGGCACAGCUACAAAGAAGUCAGACAGCAAGACAAUGGAAACGCGAGCCCGCUGGGUGCCAAGUUUUUAGGGAGAGCCGGGCAGUGCUUCCAGUGUCCAGACUGUGGGAAAAGAUUCAGGGGGGAGGAGGAGCUCCGAGCUCACAGCGGCAUCCACAGGAAGGACAGGCCUCAUGCCUGCGCCCAGUGUGGGAAAAGAUUCACCCGCCCGUCAGGCCUGGCCAAACAUCUGAAAACCCACUCGGGAGAAAAGCCCUACCACUGCAGCCAGUGCCUCAAAAGCUUCAUUCAGAUGUCCCACCUCACCAGACAUCAACGGAUUCAUACGGGGGAAAAGCCCCACCCCUGCGCUGAAUGCGGGAAGCGUUUCAACUGCCCGUCGGACUUGGCCAAACACCAGCACAUUCACACGGGGGAGAAACCUUUCCGUUGUGCCGAGUGCGGGGCGAGGUUUAACCAGUUCUCACACCUCACGAGGCAUCAGAGGAUCCAUACGGGAGAGAAGCCCCAUGCCUGCACCGAGUGUGGGGAAACCUUUAGCCAGCGAGCGCACCUCAUCAGCCAUCAGAGGAUCCAUACGGGAGAAAGGCCUUAUCGAUGCACUUAUUGCCAAAAAUGUUUCAGCCACCUCUCAGCCCUGACGGUUCACAAGAGGAUCCAUAUGGGCCAAAGGCCCUACGGCUGCCCGGAGUGCGGGAAAAGGUUCAUCGCCUCGUCGGCUCUAACCAGGCACCAGCGGACGCACUCGGAGGAAAGACCUCACACGUGUGACGAGUGCGGCCGGAGGUUCAACCAGCUCUCGCAUCUCCACAGGCAUCGACGGACCCAUUCUGGGGAGAAGCCUCACAGCUGCACCGAGUGUGGGAAAAGGUUCAACCAGCUGUCCUCUCUCACCAGGCACCAGAAAAUCCACACAGGAGAGAAACCUUACCCCUGCGAUGAGUGUGAGAGAAGGUUCAUCCGGUUGGCUGACCUCAUCAUCCACCAGAGAAUCCACACCGGAGAGAAGCCCUAUCGUUGUGCUGAGUGCGGAAGGAGGUUCCGGCAGAGACAGACUCUUGUCAAACACCAGAGACUCCACCCAAUACGGGAAAACCCAUACGAAUGCCUGGAAUGUGGCAAGGUGUUCAAGUGGUCUUCUCGGCUCAUCCACCACCAAAGGACUCAUACGGGUGAGCGCCCUUACAAGUGCUCCGAGUGCCCCAAGGCCUUUAAAGGGUCGUCGGCGUUGCUGUACCACCAGCGCGGGCACACGGGCGAGCGACCUUACAAGUGCGGCGAGUGCGGCAAGGCGUUCAAACGCUCCUCUUUGCUUCAGAUCCACCAGAGUGUGCACACUGGCCUGCGUGCCUUCAAGUGCGCUCAGUGCGGCUUGGCCUUUAAGUGGUCCUCCCAUUACCAGUACCAUCUGCGCCAGCACACGGGCGAGCGCCCCUACCCCUGCCCGGCGUGCGACAAGGCCUUUAAGAACUCCUCCAGCCUCCGGCGACACCGCCAUACCCAUACAGGUGAGCGUCCUUACGUCUGCCCCAUCUGCGGCAAGGCCUUCACGCAGUCCACCAAUCUGCGGCAGCACCAGCGAGUGCACACCGGUGAGAGGCCCUACCGAUGCCAGGACUGUGGAAAGGCCUUUACCCACUCCUCUAACUUAGCGCUACACUGCCGAUCGGCACAUGCUGCCCGCCCUGCCCACACCUGUGUAAUCUGCGGCAAAGCCUUUGCCUCGGACGCCUACCUGCAGCGGCACUUGGAGACUCAUGCUGAUGUAGCCCCUCCAGCACAGCUUUUUCUAGAGGAAUCGACCACCACUGUAGAGAUGCUCUUUCGGUGUAGUGUCUGUCACCUCACCUUCCCCCUCCAGGAGCAGCUGCUGACGCACCAGGAAGUGCACCUGGCCCCAGCAGAGCCACCGCCCAUGCCCCCACGGCCCCCACCCGUUCAGGAGGAGACGGGUGCCUCAGCACCAUCCCCUGUGCCCUCCUUAGCUUGCUCAGUGUGCAGCAAGACUUUCAAGAGCCCAGUGGGCUUAGCGCGACACCAGCAGAGCCAGCACUCUUCAGAUCGCACGUACACCUGCGCGGUGUGCGAGCGCUCUUUCCUGGCACUGGCCAGUCUGUUGGGGCACCAGCAUUCCCACCCCCCAGCAGAGCAGCGGCUGGAAGAGGCUGAGGUGACGUGCCCAGCACAGGCUGAGCCAGUAGCUACUGCCACAGUGGCCACGCCUCCACCCCCCGAGCGCCCCUAUGUCUGCGGGGAAUGCGGGAAGGCGUUCAAGGGCUCCUCGGGGCUGCGUUACCACCUUCGUGACCACACGGGGGAGCGUCCCUAUGCCUGCGGGGAGUGCGGGAAGGCCUUCAAGCGCUCCUCCUUGCUACGGAUCCACCAGCGGGUUCAUACAGGGCUGCGUGCCUUCACCUGCCCCACUUGUGGACUGGCGUUCAAGUGGGCCUCUCACUACCAGUACCAUUUGCGGCAGCACACCGGGGAACGUCCGUACGCCUGCCAGGACUGCGGGAAAGCCUUUAAGAACACCUCGUGCCUCCGCCGGCACCAGCAGCUGCAUACCGGGGAGCGUCCCUUCGCCUGCCAGACCUGCGGCAAGGCGUUCACCCAGACAUCCAACCUUCGGCAGCACCAGCGAGUACACACUGGUGAAAGACCCUAUUGUUGCCGGGACUGUGGGAAGGCUUUCACCCACUCUUCCAACCUGGCGUUGCACCGACGGACCCACUCCAGGGAGCGUCCUUUCCAGUGUCCGGUGUGCUCCAAGGCCUUCGUCAUGGCCUCAUACUUGCAGCGCCACUUGCGCACCCACAACAGCGCCGAGACGCCCAGCCGUUCAGCCGCCCCGUCGCCUGCUGCCACUCAGGAGGUGCAAAUCGCUAACCUGCAGGCCACCCUGAAUGUGGAGUUGAGCAGCAGCCCUGCCCCAGCCGGCCCAUCUAACACGCAAACGUUCCUGCUGGUUCAGACGGCGCAGGGCUUGCAACUCAUCCCUAGCGUGCAGCAGCAGCAGCAGUCCCCGCCUCCCCAGAGUUCACCCCCCAAACUUAUCUUGUUGCCCAGUCCCCAAGUGACGCCCGCAGCACCUGCUGCUCCGGUCAGCUUUACCCUAUUGCCAAACACCCCCAUCACCCCAAACAAGCCUGUUCCACUCCGGCAAGGCAAGGGCAAGAAGCCCUUGGCUCUGCCACCACCGCCACCACCAGUGUCUGGCAGCCAGAACAUCAUUUUGAUGCCCAGUGCCACUGGGCCCAGCUUGCAGCCUCUCUCUAACGUGCAGAUCCAGAGGACCUCGGGGCUGCAGGCUGGUGGACAAAAUGUUAUCGUCCUCCAGAGCUUGCCGGAACAGCAAACCGGUACAGUGCAGAUCCAAGCUGUGCCGGCUGUUGCGCCGGCAACAGGCACCCUCCAGAUUCAAACCCUGCCGCAAUGUCAGCCGCUCCAGAGCCUGCCUGCUGUCCCUCAGGGUGGCACUCUGCAAAUCCAGGCCCUGCCUGCUUCCCAGCAGACCAGUACUAUCCAGAUCCAAGCCCUCCCACAUUCUCAACAGACUGGCAUCGUGCAGAUCCAAAGCCUGCCACUCCCCCAGAACACUGUCCAGAUCCAACGUCUGCCCACCUCCCAGCCGACGGGCACUGUGCAGAUCCAGAACCUGUCUGCUUGCCCAUCGGCAGGCACGAUGCAGUUCCAAACUCUUCAGCCUUCCCAGAAGGUGAACACUGUGCAAUUUCAGGCCGUGUCAUCGCCCCAACAAAUGGGGACCCUGCAGAUCCAAACCCUCAAGCCUUCGCAGCAAACAGGGCCCCUUCAACUGCAGGCCUUGCCGUCCCCUCAGCAGACCGGCCCUCUGCAUAUCCAGAACCUGUGCCCCGCAAACCAGUCCGUGACUGGUGUGGAAAUCCAGGGGCUCUCGCCUUCCCAGCAGCUGGAUGGCACCAUUCAGCUCCAGGGCUUGGUGUCUUCCCAGGAAGAGCAGCGGCUUCAGCCUUCUGAGGAGAUCGCCAGCAUCCAGCUUCAGCCUCUGGGCCAACCUCAGGAAAUGAGCGAGGUGGAAUCGGCUAUGGCCAGCUCCCAUGAGCUCUCUGGGGUAGAUCUCCAGCAGGGAGUUAGUGCAGAGGAGGAAAGCCAGAACUUGAUUGUCGUGCAGAAUUCCCCUGGGGAUGAACUGCUGGGGCCUGGGGGGGAGGUGGAGGGCCUAGAAGGGGUGCAAGAUGUGCACUUUGAGACACUGCAAACAGAGGAGGGUGUGCAGAACGUGCUGGUGCUGAGGAGUGCCGGCGGGGAGCAGACCCGCCUGUGUGUGCAGGAGGUGGAGAACAUCCAGACGGUGCAGGAACUCCCCGGCCUCCAGCUGCAGGGUGCUGAGGGAGGCUCUGGCACCGGGCAGAACCUGCUGAUCAUCCGCAGCGCCCAAGGGGAACAGACCCUCCAAGUGCUGGAGAGCGUGCCGACACUUCAGGUGAACAGCCCGGAGAGCACUCAGUCGGCCGGCGACGGCAGCAGCACCCCUCAGAUGGUGCAGCUUUUGCAAAGCCCGGUGGCUUCGCAGGGCCUGCCCUCCAUCCAGAUUGUCCAGACGGUACCAAACAUGCAGCUGGUCCACACUUUCUGAAAGCCGCCAUCUCCCCAACAGAGUGAGGAUGUUAGUCGAGACUCAGUUGUUUGCACCGGUGGUACAGAUGCGACGUGGGGCCCCACGCUGUGGGACUAGUGGAAACUCACCAGUUGUCGCUGGAGUUGCCAGGCAGGAUUGGUCCAGUCUGGGUGACUUCAAGACUUGUGGAUGGCAUUGUCCCCUAGAGCUGUGGGCGUCCCAGGAUGAUGUCUUGGUGUGGCAGCACACCCGUGCCUGCAGGUCCAAAGCACACUUUUGGCUCUCCCCCCCCCCCUUUCUUGCUCACAUAUAGGCUGCUGCUGCUGCUUUUGACCCUGCAGCCAUGGUGAUCAUCCCACGACCUCCAAGAGCACUUAUAUGUCCUUGCAUGUGAAGAGGAGCUAGCUUGUCUAGCCCUUUGCUCUGUCCAGGCUCCACUCCUGUUUUUUUCUGGGCUUGAGAUAAUUUUUUUUUUGGCAAGGACCCAAAGUUUGUGCUGCCUGAUGGUUAAAACAAAUAGUUUGGCAGCCAGGACUCCUGGGUCUUCUUCCCACCUCAGACAGAGAGUGUGAUUGAUGGGUAGCCAGCGAAUGCCCAGCUUCUCUCCCUUUCCAUUCCACAUUAUAGCUUUGGAUGAGGGUCUCUCUGACGCAGCGUGAGCUUUUCUUUGUGUAACAAAAAUCAGCGAACUUCAGGUCUUCCUUUGGUUCUCGGCACUAUGGAGCAGGGAUGCUCUUUGAGGCCAUCUUGCAAGUGGUUAUAGAUUGCAUCUCUCAGCCUGUGCUUUCCCACCCCCAUCUGGUCAAACCUCUCCAAUUUCUUGUUCCACAGAAUCAUAUUUCUUCCAGAGUGUACCACAAAUUCCUGGUGCUAACACACAUAAAAGAGGGUCAGACUCUUAACGGCUGGAAUGAAAAUAAAAACUGCUUUGGAGAACCUUUGCCUUUUUUCCUUCGAACUCCCGUGUUUUACUAUAUGUUGCGUAGACAACAUGCCAGAAGCAUCCAAACUGAGAACAGAACCCAACAGCAACUAACAAAGCCUACCCCAGUUGCAGUUUUCCCGCUGCAUGCUAUGUGGCUUCAUCCACCUAGCUUAUUUAACCUUUUGAGAUUUUAUUGUCUUGGAAUAUCUUUUGUUUAUGUAUUUUAUGACAGAACCCCCAAGCAUUGAUUUAUUUUAUUUUGUUUAGUAACCUGGGAAGCCUGAUUCCUUUGGGGUGGGAGUCAUAGAAAGCCUCGAGAGGAAAAGAGAAAAGGGUCUGACCUAGAGGAGAUUGUAAGACUUUUUUUUCUGGAGCAGCCCCAAACCAUGUUGGGAAAACAUCAGGCCCAUUCUGCACGGGCCAAGAAACACGGGAGUAGGACGGUUAAAAAAAAAAUUUAGGGAAGGAACUUGGCACAGAUCUCACCUCUAAAAUGAGUCUGCUGCGUGUUAUUUCUCCCAAACUGGGUUUUUUGAGAAUCGAGCUACUAGCGAGUCUUUUCAAAAAUCCUGGGUUGAAGUACUUACCUUGCUUAUUUUCCAAAAUCUGACCAAGCCGGGCUGUAUCAUACCAUUCCACAUCCCAUCUCUUUAUUUAUUUACUUACAUUAUUUAUAGUCCACCUUUCUCCCAGGGACUCAAGGAAGAUUACGCAUAGUGAAUUAGUAUAAUCAACAAAAUGGGACAUUCAAUAACCAGGGGACCUUGGAACACUGCUGUGUACAAUAGCCAUUCAAAAUGAGACUGAAUUGCCUUGAAAUCUGAAAAAGGGAAGUUAUUCCCUAGCCAACAAAAGAAUACCCUUACAGAACAACACUUCCAAGGUGUGCAGAUCCUUAGAGGUCCUAAGUUCUGCGUGUGCCACACAGUUGAUGAGUGGGUCUGACCUUCCCCAAACCACUGUUGAGAGUACCUUGUAAAUAAAAACUUUUCAGGAUUUUCCAGAGCAAGUCACUCCCAAAUAUGACCUUGGGCAAGGCUUGUAAAAAAUAUGGAAAGGAGAGAUGAGCCUGGAUUUUGCCUUUAUUAUGAAUCUACAACAUGUUCCAAGAUCAAGUCCAAACUUUGAUGAGAAGGUUCUGCUGUACUCUGGCUCACAUACUGUGGACAUCCCUUAAAUAUACGGGCCUGCCUUCCCACCAACUUUGGCACAUAACUCAGUAAUUCAGUCUCCCUGUAAACUCUUUGUCUUAAUUCCUUGUUUAGCUCUGAGACUGGGAACUGAAACUAGGGUUACAAGCAGCCAUAACUGACGGUGUUUUUUUUUAAAUCUUGUUUGCUUGAUUCAAUUAUUCUUGACCAGUGAUUUUAACUGGGGACGUAGGGUCCCCAGAGGGUAAUUUACAAAUGGUGGGGGGAGGAGGUUCCAAAUUGUUGGGGUAAAUGGAUAUUUGGGAUUUUAUGAAGCUCCUUCUACCGACUUAGAAUAACUUUCAACAGCCAGCUCACAAUACCCUGAGGAUACAUCCAAGAUCCACUGCAGAAUUUUAAACAAAUCCCACAGAAAUUUCAUUGGGGAGAAAAGCUAUAGAAGUAAUGCACUACCAUCUCUGAAACCAAGUGAUAUAUGAACUUUCAAAAGAAAAGAUCAGGAGGGGAACACAAAAAAUGGGGAACAUAACUUCUCUUUUAAAAGGUGUCGGCCUAAAAAAAAUAUUUUCUUGGGAAUUUGUUUUUCUUAUCAAAAUAAAGCUGACUUGUUUGGA
Messenger RNA from Sphaerodactylus townsendi, 8454 nucleotides. RefSeq names its product zinc finger protein 628-like. The record is from RefSeq and is a predicted model, not a curated record. NCBI's taxonomy places the organism in Eukaryota, Metazoa, Chordata, Lepidosauria, Squamata, Sphaerodactylidae.